Messenger RNA from Cebus imitator (Panamanian white-faced capuchin), 3459 nucleotides. RefSeq names its product centromere protein L (gene CENPL). The record is from RefSeq and is a predicted model, not a curated record. The coding region runs from base 1533 to 2573 and encodes 346 amino acids. NCBI's taxonomy places the organism in Eukaryota, Metazoa, Chordata, Mammalia, Primates, Cebidae. The transcript is spliced from 18 exons.
CGGGAGGUGGGUGUGCGUAUCUGGGUGUGUCCAGCUGUGGUGGGGGAGGGGGCAGCCCAUCCCGGGGUCCUGAGGGAGGGGCCCCGCGAGGGGGCGGGUCCGGCAGCUUAGCCCGGCCGGGGGCCAAGGAGGUGGAAGGUCGCCCGGUGCCUGGAGGCGGGGUGAAGGAAAGUAGUGAGCGCCCCAGGAGUGCGCUGCGGCGGAGAGCGGACGACGUGACCCCGGUGCAGGGCAGUGGGACUAGGGUGUGGGGCCCGAGUCCAGUCAAGGAGCAGCACCUACCUCCGGGGGUGGAAAUGGGCCGGAAUGGGCCGGAACACCGUCCCGGAAGUGAAACCCCCCACCCCCUCCCACGAAGCGGGCGACGUGCCGGAAGGAAAUCACUCAGCCUUACACCGCCCCCAUUCCCCCACCCGCAGAGCUUCCCUUGCCUCGCGCCCCCUCCCCUCUCUGCUCUUCUUCCUAAAUCGGGAGGAGGGCGGGAGCCCGGUGUCUUGGUCAUGUCUCCGCCCACAAUGGCGAGGAAGGGCGGGGAAAAGGGGCGGGCUUAUGGGGCGGGAAGAAGGUGGUGCUGGAGGAGGGGAAGAUUGAGGGCGGCUAGGGGGAGGAGCCGAAGCAGUCGCUGCCGGGAGCGUGCGUCAUGGCGUCACCAAAGAAAACUCUUAUAUACGGGAGCCCAGGCACCAUUACGUCCUUUCGAGGUAGGAGGCCGCUUUGGUUUGGUAUGGAGCUAGGUGCGGAUGCAAUGUGGCGCUCGAUAGCACCUUAUGGAUAGUUGCGUCCCAAAGGAUGAGAAUAGCUGCUGAAAAUGACGAGAGUCUUAACCACCAAUCUUAACUGAGGCACCCAAAAUGGUGAUUUGGGGAACAGAGAGCACACCUAAGUUCACAUCAAGCUGUUUCUUCCCAGGUCCUAACGAGCAAGCCUAACUCAAGCUGUUGGCACACAGGCAUUACACAGAAAGCUGGAAGUUGAAAUGGUGGAAUCUAACUUGCCUGGACCAGCUUAAUGGAUUCUGCUGGUAACGUUUUUAUCCAUGGAUGGCUUGCUUGGGUGCAGAUUUCGGAGACCUUUUAAAGGUGUGGAGAGUCGGUUUGACUACACCGUGUGGAGCAAUUUGUGGUGCACGUUUUAAAGAAACAAAGGACUCGGAAUUCAUGAUUGAAGAAAUGCAGGCAGAUCUGUUUUAAAUGGAAUUUUUCAUCUUGUAACAGGCAGACCUGCUAACCUAAAAACUAGAGUUUUUAAUGACCACAGUAAGCAAGCAUGCAGUUUGGCCCUUGAAAGGACGGGAAAUGACUGUACCAGACACUUGCACCACAGAUUCCAUAGGGGCUUCACAUAAAAUCUUCCUCACAGAGGCUGCCGACUGCACAACAAGGGGUGAAAAGAGUUCCAAGAGACAUAUGAACUUACAGGAAUGUUAGUAAUUGGGAUUUCAGUCUCGACAUAGUUUUGUAGCCGGAUUUUGAAGAAUGAUUCGUGAAUCCCGAAUGGGUGACAGCGUCAUUACGGCAUUUUAUUGACAGACCAUGGAUUCUUAUGAUGCAUCAGAAUCAACUCCUAGACAAAGUACAUCCUUAAGGCCUGAAGAUUACUUUAUAGGUGCCACUUUUCUGCAGAAACGAUUAGAAUCAGUUAGGAAGCAGACUUCAUUUAUCCCGACUCCACCUCGAAGGAAAAUUCCCCAUUGCUCACAGUUACAGGAAGAUGUUGACCCUCAAAAGGUUGCAUUCCUUCUGCAUAAACAGUGGACUUUAUAUAGUUUAACUCCCUUAUAUAAAUUCUCCUAUAGUAAUCUCAAAGAGUAUUCUAGACUUCUGAAUGCUUUUAUUGUUGCUGAAAAGCAAAAAGGGCUUGCUGUGGAAGUGGGAGAAGACUUCAACGUCAAAGUGAUUUUUUCUACUGUCCUAGGAAUCAAGGGAACACAAAGGGACCCUGAAGCAUUCCUAGUCCAGAUUCUGUCAAAAUCUCAAUUACCAUCUGAGAAUAGAGAAGGUAAAGUGCUGUGGACUGGCUGGUUCUGCUGUAUAUUUGGAGAUAGUCUUCUGGAGACUGUUUCAGAAGAUUUCACCUGUCUGCCCUUAUUCCUUGCAAAUGGAGCAGAGUCUAACACAGCCAUAAUUGGAACUUGGUUUCAGAAAACUUUUGACUGUUAUUUCAGUCCUUUAGCAAUCAAUGCAUUUAAUCUUUCCUGGAUGGCUGCCAUGUGGACUGCAUGCAAAAUGGACCAUUAUGUGGCUACUACUGAAUUUCUUUGGUCUGUACCCUGUAGCCCUCAAAGUCUGGACAUUUCUUACGCAAUACAUCCAGAGGAUGCAAAAGCUAUAUGGGACAGUGUCCACAAAACACCUGGGGAGGUUACCCAGGAAGAAGUUGACUUAUUCAUGGACUGCCUUUAUUCACAUUUCCAUAGGCAUUUCAAAAUUCAUUUAUCAGCCACAAGAUUGGUUCGUGUUUCAACAUCUGUAGCUUCAGCACAUACUGAUGGAAAAAUAAAGAUUCUGUGUCAUAAAUACCUUAUUGGAGUGUUAGCACAUUUGACAGAACUGGCAAUUUUUCAAAUUGAGUGAGGCCUUAUGUGGACUAUAAGUUAAAGAUUAUAUACCCCUUUCUUAUUGAUUACUUGCCCAAUUGCUAUGCUGAAAGAGACUGCAGGAGAAAUAGGCAUCUAUCUCUUCAUCUGUUUUCCCCACCAUGCCUUUGGAGUUGCCAAGAUGGAAGUCAAGAAGGAUCUAGAAGAACAAAGAAUAUGGUAGUAGAUGAGCAACAGUCAGGUGCCCAUGUUGUAAUCAUGAUGAUCUGGCAUGCCACUCUCAAAAUGCUGAGUUGUUAAUUUCUUGUCAUCUUUAAAUAUGUCUAUAUAGGCUGGGCUUGGUGGCUCACACCUGUAAUUCCAGCACUUUGGUAGGCUGAGGUGGGUGGAUCAUUUGAUGUCAGGAGUUUGAGACUAGCCUGGCCAACAUGGUGAAAAUCUCUACUGAAAAUACAAAAAUUAGCUGGGUGUGGGGGUGCAUGCCUAUAAUCCCAGCUACUGGGGCAGCUGAGGCAGGAGAAUUGUUUGAACCCAGGAGACAGAGGCUGCAAUGAGCCAAGAUUGUGCCACUGCACUUCUGCCUGGACAACAGAGUGAGAUUCUGCCUCAAAAAAUAAAAAAAUAAAUAAAUACAGUGUUUAUUAUGUUUAAACGCUUAGGAUUCAAAUGAGAUAUAUCUAAUGGAUAUUUCUGAUUUGGGUCUUUAAAAAUCUUUAAAAAGCAUUUUAGACUUGCAUUCAGAAAGAACUGUCUUCUAAAGACAUUUUCCUAGCCAUUUCCCUGCAGAGAACUGGCAAUCAAAAUAUCCUCAAAAGGGAACUAAAGAUUAAUAUACACAUUGUUUUAGCCAUGAAUAUGCCUCCGUUUUAAAUACAGUUCAACUCCUGUUGCAAUGUUGAAUUAAAUGUUUAUUUUAAAAUGAA